Molecule: messenger RNA, 876 nt
Organism: Trichomonas vaginalis G3
Lineage: Eukaryota; Parabasalia; Trichomonadida; Trichomonadidae
Product: phage tail repeat-like family
Exons: 1
Source: RefSeq, a predicted model, not a curated record
AUGUCAAGUGAAGUGACAAGAGCUGAAAACGAAUAUUCUAAAAAGACUCAUACACAUACCAUUGCAAAUAUUACAAACUUACAAGAAACCUUAAACAGGAAAAGUGACGUUGGACAUACACAUACCAUUGCAAAUAUUACAAACUUACAAGAAACCUUAAACAGGAAAAGUGACGUUGGACAUACACAUACAUCUUCUGAAAUAACAGACUUAAACGUUAGCCUUGAAAAGAAGGCAGAUAAGAACCAUACACACGAUUUCUUCGCAACUGUUGGUAUAGAAAAUAUUGCAGGAACGGUUGAAGAACCUGAUGGAACUGGUGGGGAUGCAUUGUAUUGGAAACCUCCUAACUUUCCACAAGGUUUAACAUCGGAUGAAGACAUAACAACGAUGAAAUACACUAGAUGUAGAAAUGUUUUUGUCAUGGAGGAUGAAAACAAAGUUAAAUUCACUGCUCAAGAUUUAUAUGACAACAAAGCUGACAAAACAUAUGUUAACGAUGAGUUAGAUAAGAAAGCUGACAAAACAUAUGUUAACGAUGAGUUAGAUAAGAAAGCUGACAAAACAGAGCUUCAAACGUUAAAGACAGAAAUACUUCAAACACUAUAUCCUAUAGGUUCUAUUUACACGUCAAUGAACUCUACCAGACCAGAAGUAGUACUUGGUCUCGGAACUUGGACUCAAAUAGUCGACAGGUUUUUGUAUUGUGCAAACUCUUCAAAGGAAACAGGUGGAAGUAAAACGAUUUCAGGUGAAAACUUACCUGCACACAGUCACUACGUAGAUUUAAGUACAUCUGAAGCAGGUUGGCAUAAGCAUAGAUUUUGGGAUUGGUCAGCAAUGAAAAAAGGUAAAGGAUAUGAUGUUAAAGACGAC